This is a messenger RNA of Oncorhynchus nerka (sockeye salmon), 3691 nucleotides long. Its product is annotated as NADPH--cytochrome P450 reductase-like. Gene Ontology annotation, cellular component: cytosol. Bases 981 to 1616 code for a protein of 211 amino acids. The record is from RefSeq and is a predicted model, not a curated record. Lineage: Eukaryota; Metazoa; Chordata; Actinopteri; Salmoniformes; Salmonidae. Gene Ontology annotation, molecular function: FMN binding; flavin adenine dinucleotide binding; NADPH-hemoprotein reductase activity. The transcript is spliced from 5 exons. Gene Ontology annotation, biological process: response to hormone.
ACUGACUGACACUCCACUGCCCACCCAGAAAUGCAUGCUGUCAAUAGGUUUGAAUAACUGUAAAUGCUCUGUAUCAAUGAGCAUGGUUACAUCCAUACAAUAAUGUGAUUAUUGUGGAUAGUCAGGUUAAUAUAAUAGUUUGUUUAAAACGUUUACAUGCUUUGCAAGAAGAACGAUUUCCCUAAUAAUCCUGUUUGUAUGGACACAUCUGACAUCAGUCUACUUGAUGGGACUUUUGAUGAAUGCUGAAAAUCACCAAUCAAAUUAAACGUUCUACUACAGUGACCAUGUUAUUUUUGUUCAGACUAUUUGAUUCAGACAUAUAAAGUUUGUAUGUGAAAACUAUUUAUAAGAUGCAUACUUUCAGUUUUUUCGAACUCACUUCACUCGAGCAUAAGAGAGAAGCUUGCGCUACCCGCUGCUGACGCCACCCGCUGCUGACGCCACCCGCUGCUGACGCCACCCGCUGCUGACGCCACCCGCUGCUGACGCCACCCGCUGCUGACGCUACCCGCUGCUGACGCUACCCGCUGCUGACGCUACCCGCUGCUGACGCCACCCGCUGCUGACGCCACCCGCUGCUGACGCUACCCACUGCUGGCACAUGUGCAGAUCAAAUACCCCACUGGAAUGCCAACUUAGCUGUUUACAUGUCCUAAUAUUUAGAAAAGAUUGCUCAGAAAACCAGGUGUUUUAAUCUGCGUAUGCUUACUUCCAUUAUGACCUUACGCCGAUUAAGAUAAACAGAGUUAGGUGUUUACAUGACGAAUGCCGUACUCUGCCUUCUGCCAUAAUCAGUUUAAUAUUGAAUUAUUAGUGUGUAUGUGAACAUACUCAAUGGAGAGUAACUGUUGUCUGUCUGUCUCUCUGUCAGGGUCUGUACCAGAGCUUGGUGCUGGAUUCUCAGAGGAACAUCCUGGCUGUGUUGGAGGACAUGCCGUCCCUCCACCCUACCAUAGACCACCUGUGUGUACUCCGACAUGGUGAGCAUCUGUGCGGUGGUGGUGGAGUUCCAGACCAGCACAGGGCGGAGCUUCAAGGGAGUGGCCACCAACUGGCUGAAGAACAAGUUGGUGGUGACGGACAACGGCCACAAGGCCACGGUGCCCAUGUACGUCCGCAAGUCCCAGUUCCGGCUGCCCUUCAAGGCCAGCAACCCGGUGGUGAUGAUUGGGCCCGGCACAGGCAUCGCCCCCUUCAUGGGCUUCCUCCAGGAGAGAGGCUGGAUGAAGGAGCAAGGGAAGGAUGUCGGCGGGACGAUACUGUACUUCGGCUGUCGCCACAGAUAUCAGGACUUAAUGUACCAGCAGGAACUGGAAGAGUUUGAGAAGGUGGGCGUGCUGACUCAGCUCAACGUGGCCUUCUCCAGAGACCAAGAGGAGAAGGUGUACGUCCAGCAUCUCCUGAAGAAGAACAAUGAACACCUGUGGAAGCUGAUCCAUACUGACAAUGCUCACAUCUACAUUUGUGGGGAUGCUCGGAACAUGGCGCGGGACGUGCAGAAUGCCUUCUAUGAUAUUGCUGAGGAGGUGGGAGGCCUCACACACACACAGGCUGUGGCUUACAUCAAGAAGCUGAUGACAAAGGGCUGCUACUCUCAGGAUGUGUGGAGCUAAAGAAGAUGAAGCUAAUGUUACAUCACACACUCAUAAACCCCUAUGUUAACCUAAUUAAUUCUGGUGGAGGGUGAGUGGUAACGGUGAACUGUUUUAGGUCAGCACAUAAUCACUAAAUGGAAAGACGUAUGGAUGAAUGUUUGUUGUACUUAUUGUUUUGGUGUGUAAUCGGUGCAUUUCGGCACCGUAAUCAACUUCAGUGGGAAAAUGCUCACCUUCGAUGAGAACUGGCAUGCUGGAGAAGUGUGCUCUGCACAGAUUAAUCCCAGUUUCAACUGUACUGGGCAGAUGGCAGACAGCGUGUAUGGGGUGGAGUUAUGGUAUGGGCAGGCAGGCAGGCAGGCAUAAGCUACUGACAACAAACACAAUUGCAUUUUAUCGAUGGCAAUUUGAAUGCACAGAGAUACCGUGACGAAGUCCUGAGGGCCAUUGUCCUGCCAUGUUUCAGCAUGAAAAUGCAUGAACCCAUGUCACAUGGAUCGGUACACCAUUUCUGGAAGCUGAAAAUGUACCAGUUAUUCGAUGGCCUGCAUACUCACCAGACAUGUCACCCAUUGAGCAGACUUGGGAUGCUCUGGAUUGACAUGUAUGACAGUUUUUUCCAGUUUCUGCCAAUAUCCAGCAACUUCGCACAGCCAAUGAAGAAGAGUGGGACAAAAUUCCACAAUCAACAGCCUGAUCAACACUAUGUGAAGGAGAUGUCACGCUGCAUGAUGCAAAUGGUGGUCACACUAGAUACUGACUGGUUUCCUGAUCCACACCCCUACUUUUUUUGACAGACACAUAUCUGUAUUCCCAGUCAUGUGAAAUCCAAAGAUUAGGGCCUAAUUUAUUUAUUUAAAUUGAAUGAUUUCCUUUUGAACUGUAACUCAGUAAAAUCUUUGAAAUUGUUGCAUGUUGCGUUUAUAUUUUUGUUCAGUGUACAUUUGGUCCAUGCGCUCCUUUUAAUGUUAUGGACAUUUUUGGAAUAAACCAAUUUGUUUUUUAAAUAAACAGAGUGCAGACCUUCACUGUUUCCCAUCAGAUUAGAAAAGUUGGAGAUAUUAUACAUUGAAUGUUACACAUUGUUUUUGUAAGUGUAAUUAGGAGUAAACAGAGGUGAUUAUGAUAUGAAAUAUUACCUCUGGACGUUUAUCAUGCUGUGAAGUACCCACAAGGUGAAAACAUAUACAUAUAUAUUGUCAAUUAACUUAUCUGAAAUGUCUAAGGCAUUGAAAGCAGUUUAUAUUUGCCUCUAUGUAUUUACAAGUUCAACAUGGCUGACUAUUCAGAUGCACAAAGGUUGUGAGAGAGCAGUGCAAGAUUAGUCAAAUAUGCAAACUAGUAGCAUAUUCAUAUUGUACCAUACUAUACAAUUCAUACAUUCAAAUUGCAGUAACUGUUUAGUCAUUGAGCCUUGUUCUUCAUCGGUUCAUUACAGAAAAGGUAUUCGAUUAAAUGGUGGUUUACUGUAAAAAAUGCCCAGGUGUUUUUUUUCUCAUCCUCUCCGACUGUAAGGCUCAGUGCCUACUAGUUAUGUUUAGCUGGACACUACCUCGGCAUUUAGGCAAUGCAAAAUGUGUUGUAUGGUAUGUGCACUUGCAGUCAACAUGAAUACAUCUAUUGAGUUUGAGUUUAUUUUUUACAGGGACAGUGCACAUUAAUCAACGUUUCAGUAAAAGUGCCGGUUUUAGCCAGCCGGCUAAUUAUUGUAAUUUAUGUGUGUUCUGAUAAUCACUAAUUCUGGUAGAACUUUAUGUAUUUUAUUUUAUUAUGCUGAUGGUUGAAAGCCUAAUUACAAAUGUUCAGCAGUCUAUCAUUUUAGCAUGUCAUUUUGUGUUUCUUUUAAUAUAAAAACCCCUCAACUAUUGUAGUGAUACAGAAUCAAAUAUGACAUGGUACAUGUCAUUUAAAAAAGAAAUGUGCCUUUUUACAUUUUUCUCUUGCAUUACUGAUAUCGUAUAAUGUGUUACAUGACUCUUACCACUUGAUCCAGUUUUAUAUGCAAAAUAUAUAUUUGUAUAUGAACAGUAUAAGUUUAAAGAAUGCAUUUGUAAAUAAAUAAUAAAUGGAGAUCAUUGAUUUCCUUUAUUUAG